AUGAGCGCAAACGUGCCGGAGUCCAACUCCAGCGGCAACUUGGCUCCCGCGGUGACCGAGGCGGGCGCCGCGCUCCCGGGCUACCUGCUGGUGCUGCUGGCGGUGCUCAUGGUGACGCUGGUCGUGGUGGUGGUGGCCGGGAACGCGCUGGUCAUCAUGGCUUUCAUCGUGGACAAAACCCUGAGGACUCAGAGCAACUACUUCUUUCUGAACCUCGCCAUAUCUGAUUUUCUCGUGGGUGCCUUCUGUAUCCCGGUGUACAUCCCGUACAACCUGACGGGUCGAUGGAUGCUGGGUAAGGGUCUCUGCAAGGUGUGGCUGGUCAUGGACUACCUGCUCUGCACCGCAUCAGUCUUCAACAUUGUCCUCAUUAGUUAUGACCGCUUCCUGUCAGUCACAAGGGCUGUUAAAUACAGAGCACAGCGGAAUAUGACCCGCCAGGCUGUGCUCAAGAUGGUGGCGGUGUGGGUGUUGGCCUUCCUCAUCUACGGCCCUGCCAUCAUCUUCUGGGAGGCAAUCUUCGGCCAGAGCAUUGUCUCGCCCCACGAGUGCUACGCAGAGUUUUAUCACACUUGGUACUUUCUGCUCUGUGCUUCAACCUUCGAGUUCUUCACCCCAUUCGUGUCGGUGGCCUUUUUCAACCUCAGCAUUUACCUAAACAUCCAUCGCAGGAACAAGAACGGAGGCGCCUGUGCCGAGGACGACACCAAGACUCAGAGGAACAGUAAGAAAUCCUGCGACGGAGGAGCCUGGUCUGUGUUUUUUGUCAAAACUCGAAAGGUGUCAUCCAGCGAGCCCACUGCCAUCUCUGCAGUUAUCGAGGACGAUGACGUCCUUUCGUGUGGAGAGCCAAAUACCAGUCAGAUAUUCACGCAGAGAGAGAAGUGCUCUCCAAACAGGAGAAACUCCAGGAUGUUUCAGCAGACAGCCUCCGGCUUGGCGCCUGGUCGUAGGACACAGGGAUCUCGCCUUUCUAGAGACAAAAAGAUUGCCAAAUCUUUGGCCAUUAUAGUCUGCAUAUUUGGGAUUUGCUGGGCUCCCUACACUCUACUAAUGAUUAUCCGUGCUGCUUGUAGUGGCGAAUGUGUGGCAAAGCACUGGUACGAGAUAACAUUCUGGCUCCUGUGGUUGAACUCAGCCAUCAACCCGUUCUUGUAUCCUCUGUGCCACAGCAGCUUUCGAAGGGCUUUCUCAAAGAUCCUGUGUCCUAAGAGACAAUCAGUGCAGCCUCAGAUUGAGGUUCAGUCUUGUUAGUUGACUCAACUACACUUCCAUGUCUAAUGAAUGCACUAACUGUUGUGGGUCAAACACUGUAAAAAUCCAUGUACUGUUCUUCCAUCAGAAAAAAAUCCAGUUUUCAAAAAAAAGACAAAUGUUUACAUUCGAGUGAGGACUGUCAGAGAAUAUGUGAUAGCAAUAUGACAAGACGUUGUGUGAGAAAAUAUAACUGCAGAUAGGAUUUUCUUUAUAAAGGGUAAAGCAGUGGCCUAUGUUGCACGUUUAAAAGUGGAAUUGUCCUUGAUUAAAGUACGUCAAUGAUCAGAUGUAACAUUUUCAUCU
Messenger RNA from Limanda limanda (common dab), 1560 nucleotides. RefSeq names its product histamine H3 receptor. Gene Ontology annotation, cellular component: membrane. NCBI's taxonomy places the organism in Eukaryota, Metazoa, Chordata, Actinopteri, Pleuronectiformes, Pleuronectidae. The transcript is spliced from 3 exons. Gene Ontology annotation, molecular function: histamine receptor activity. Gene Ontology annotation, biological process: adenylate cyclase-activating adrenergic receptor signaling pathway. The coding region runs from base 1 to 1254 and encodes 417 amino acids. The record is from RefSeq and is a predicted model, not a curated record.